Molecule: messenger RNA, 1238 nt
Organism: Aureobasidium pullulans EXF-150
Lineage: Eukaryota; Fungi; Ascomycota; Dothideomycetes; Dothideales; Saccotheciaceae
Exons: 3
Coding region: 1-1101 (366 amino acids)
Molecular function (GO): arylformamidase activity
Source: RefSeq, a predicted model, not a curated record
AUGGCCGCUCCCAAAAGCACUACAGGCACCCGCCUGACCCAAAUCAAGGACUUUCUGACCAUGAACAAGACUGCGAGUCUGUCCAUGCCUUUUGAUCCAGACUCAACCAUCUUUCCUACUCGCAAAGAGUUACCCAACAUUCCUGGUGCACCAGAAGGAGCUGCAUGGGUAUGGGGUGAGAAUGACAACAUUGGUCGUCUCAAUCUAUUGACUCCUACGAGAGUUGCUGCUGCUGGAAAGGAGAUUAAGAGUGGUGAGAUUGUGCCCGUCAACCUACCUCUCAACACUCCAGAGGUUCCUGCCUUCCAUCGCGAGCAGUUCAAGCAUGAAAUCAAGACGCUUGCAGAAGACGUUGCCUACGAUGACUGCUACCAUCUGAACACGCAGUCGGGUACACAGUUUGAUGGCUUCCGUCAUUUUGCACAUAUCCCUUCUGGCACAUUCUACAACAAUACCAAAGGAUCUGACAUCGUCGGACCCAAUGCUAACCACAAGUGUUCAAUUCAUCAUUGGGCUGUACAUGGUAUCGCUGGACGCGGCAUUCUUCUCGACUACCGUGGAUAUGCUCACCGUAAAGGCAUCAACUAUGACCCUUACGAGUACUACCCCAUCUCAUUCGAGGAACUCAAGCACUGUGCUGCAGACCAAGGCAUUGACAUUCGUCCGGCCGCUGAGGGUGGAGAUAUCAAGAUUGGGGACAUCUUGUUUGUACGCACCGGUUGGGUCGAGGCUUAUCACAGCAAGUCACCCGCUGAACGCAACGAACUGGCUGUCAGACCACACGCUCUAGGCAAGGAUGAUGGACAAAGAUUUGCUGGACUGAGUCAGGAGGAGCGUAUGAUUGACUGGCUGCACGAUUCCUACUUCUCAGCUGUCGCUGGCGAUGCUCCUGCAUUCGAAGCAUGGCCAACACAUGAAGAAUACCAUCUCCAUGAGUACAUCCUCGCACUCUGGGGCAUGCCUCUGGGCGAGAUGUUGGAUCUGGAGAAGCUAUCGCAGACAUGUCGUGAGAAGAACAGAUGGACCUUCUUCUUUACUGCUGCUCCAGCCAAUGUGCAAGGUGGUGUAAGCACACAUGUCAAUGGCACUGCGAUCUUUUAGUCUGCAACUUUCUCGGUGCGAGAACAUGAUUGACCUGCUUGGUAUGAGGUUUGGGUUAUCAAGGAUGAUGAGCGGGAAGUGUUUGGCAAGCAGGGGGUCUGCAGUUGCACAAAUUCAUAAACCCUAUCAAUCUCAUC